Archocentrus centrarchus (flier cichlid) is the source of this 4309-nucleotide messenger RNA. It is a transcript of the gene csnk1db, whose product is annotated as casein kinase 1, delta b. The coding region runs from base 358 to 1584 and encodes 408 amino acids. NCBI's taxonomy places the organism in Eukaryota, Metazoa, Chordata, Actinopteri, Cichliformes, Cichlidae. Gene Ontology annotation, biological process: protein phosphorylation. The transcript has 10 exons. The record is from RefSeq and is a predicted model, not a curated record. Gene Ontology annotation, molecular function: protein kinase activity; ATP binding.
AUCAGCGACUGACAGCUUUCACAGAGGCAGCGGACCGAGCGGACCUGUCUGGAGCUGUGUUAGGAUAAUCUGUGUCCAUCCUUACGUUUGGGAUAAUAAUAGCUCCCAAACCAGGGGAGAACAUAAACUGCACGUUUCACACGACCGGCCGACAGCGAUAUUACAGACUUCCGCUGGACAGAAAGAGGAAAAAGGGAUGGUGAAAUCUGGAUUGUUGCAGAAAGAGCAGGGGUCGAAGGGGAGCGGGGUGUAAAAGGAGGUGUGAUAUAUAUAUAGAGAGAGAGAGAGGAUAAAUGCGUAAUAAUUAGGACAGUAGCAGCGUGAGUUGGCACACGGAGCGACAGAGGAGCCGCUGACAUGGAGCUGAGAGUGGGGAACCGCUACAGGCUGGGCAGGAAAAUCGGAAGUGGCUCUUUCGGGGACAUCUAUUUAGGCACAGACAUCUCAGUGGGUGAAGAAGUUGCAAUCAAGUUAGAAUGUGUGAAGACGAAACAUCCCCAACUCCACAUUGAGAGCAAGAUCUACAAGAUGAUGCAAGGAGGAGUGGGCAUUCCAACAAUAAAGUGGUGUGGAGCAGAAGGUGACUACAACGUGAUGGUGAUGGAGCUGCUGGGACCCAGCCUGGAGGAUCUCUUCAACUUUUGUUCCCGCAAGUUCAGCCUCAAGACAGUGCUUCUGCUUGCUGAUCAGAUGAUCAGUCGCAUUGAGUACAUUCACUCAAAGAACUUCAUCCACAGAGAUGUAAAGCCCGAUAACUUCCUGAUGGGACUCGGCAAAAAGGGCAACUUGGUGUACAUCAUUGACUUCGGACUGGCAAAAAAAUACCGUGACGCUCGCACACACCAGCACAUCCCCUACCGCGAGAACAAGAAUCUGACUGGCACAGCACGCUACGCUUCAAUCAACACACAUCUUGGGAUUGAGCAGUCGAGGCGUGAUGACCUGGAGUCUUUGGGCUACGUUCUCAUGUAUUUUAAUCUGGGCUCGCUACCUUGGCAAGGGCUGAAAGCAGCUACCAAGAGGCAGAAGUAUGAACGUAUCAGUGAGAAGAAAAUGUCCACCCCGAUUGAGGUGCUUUGCAAGGGCUACCCUUCUGAGUUUGCCACCUACCUGAAUUUUUGUCGCUCUCUGCGCUUUGAUGACAAGCCUGAUUACUCGUAUUUGCGGCAGCUCUUCAGAAACCUGUUCCACAGACAGGGCUUCUCUUAUGACUAUGUAUUUGACUGGAACAUGCUGAAAUUUGGAGCCAAUCGUGCUGCAGAAGAAGCAGAGAGAGAGCGUCGGGAUCGGGAUGAUAGGUUGAGGCACAGCAGGAACCCAGGGGCCAGAGGAAUACCUGCUGCAUCUGGACGGCCACGAGGAACCCAGGAUGGAGCUGUGCCUACCCCUCUAACGCCCACCUCACAGACAGCGAACACAUCUCCUCGACAAGUGUCCGGUAUGGAGCGUGAACGAAAGGUUAGCAUGCGGCUGCACCGUGGCGCUCCAAUCAACAUGUCAUCGUCAGAUCUAACAGGGCGGCAGGAAACCUCUCGCAUGUCCACCUCACAGAAUAGCAUUCCCUACGAGCAUCACACCAAGUAGACGCUCGCCAUGUCCUUGUGUGACGGCAGCAACACUGGAUGGUGUCUGGUGUACAACCUGCUGGUCUCCAAUUACCAGUUCCUCGAUGAGCCCAACAAUGCAAGCCUGCAGACCAAGCCGAGAUAUGAGCUCCCCCAUAAUUUGUACUGCUACAGUUGCCAUGGACAGUGAGCCUCUGACUGGGCACCAGCUCAUUUCUGAGUGUUGCUCUCAGUGCCGUCACCUUCAGUAUGUUGUACUCUGAUUCUUUUGCAUUUGUCUGUGUGGUCUGAAAACAUCAGGGUGCUGGUUUUCAGGACUGUUCUACUAUUCGGGGGCCACUUGCACCAUAACCCCACCCCACCCUCAGUUUGUUCAGGACCAACAUGACAACAUAGCAGUCCUUUUCUACAAGGCUGAUCCAAAUGAUGACCUAAAAGGCCACUGAUGGUCCUUCCUCAGCGCUGACUCUACAUUCCCACUGGCUGCUGUUUCAUUCCUGGUUAGGACAGCUUUUCUCUCCUUUUCCACUGGAAUCAACAGCUUUCAUGUGAAGUGUGUGUACCAGCAGACUGAGGUGUGUUGCUUUUGUUGAUAUGCAGUUUUCAUUUCCUCUUAUGUUUCAGUUUUGUUUUUGAGCCAUCACCACACCCUCCUUAUUAACUCUGCAGCCAUUUGCAUUAAACCAUUGAUAUUGAUGGCAGCAGUUGCUGUUUUGAACUGCAUUCAGCAUUCUGUUGCUCAGAUUUGCUCGUGCUGCGCUGUGUGAGCUCAUAUCGGCCAAAACAGUGACUGUCCUGCUCUAUUAUUUUGCGUUGAAUCUACUGUAUAUCAUGUAUGUUGUAUAGCUGAGAGAUCAGCAUAUAGCAUGACAUCAAAGUCAAAGCCACCAAUUGUAGAUACAUGUUGCAUAGCUCAGUUACAGCAGGCUGGCUAACUCCCCGUUUUCCACCUUUCCUGCUGCUGCUCGGUUUACUGAAAGCACUGUUUCUGUGCACUCUGUGCUGUGCUGGGGGCUGGUUUUGUUUUUGCUCUUCUUCAGUGCAGGGACAGACGCAUUCAGGCAAAACAUGAGCAUAAGCUACACAUACUUUGGAUUUUUAUGGAAAAUUUCUCCAAGUUGUUGGCAUAGAGAUCAGGCCAAAGGCUAUUAGAAGCAACCGAGAGUCAAAGGUCUGAAUUUAGUUAGGGUUAGGGAUGAAUUUUGGCAGUAAAAAGUUAAAUCUAACAUAAAAAUCAUUGCAUAGACAAUAUUUGAAUAAAAAGAAACAACUUGACAUGUUUAGAUGCACCACGAGAGUCUUGAUACAGGCUCGAGUGUAAGUUAAACUUAGGAAGAUGUCUUUGCUGUUGCAGAGGUUUGUUGGCACCUUUCCAGGUGUAGUCUCCUAUGAGCCCUGUUCCCUUUCUACUGCUCUAUAAUAAAGAAGUGCAUUAUGUUGGGGGCACGGACAUCAUUAGGCAUAUUUCACUAAAUGUUCAUUCACUGUGUACAUAAUCAUUUUUAUUUUUUUGUUUAUUUCUGCACUGUGAAACACUUCUAAUAUUAUUGGGUUAUGUUUGGGUUGUUUUUUUGCGGCUUACCUGUAGAGAUGGGUGUGAAUGUGCGCUUGGUUCAGAAACUUUGGUGUCUGCCAUUUGCCAUUUGCUUUAACAGUCUCGAAUGAGUCUGCGUCCUUAAGGCCGAUAAAGAGCUCUGUCAGCAGGGAUGCUGCUCUGAUUCUGAGCGCGUGUGACGCGCUCCUGUUGUCGGCACGAGAGACUCGGUGGUUCUGCACAUUGUGAUGGUACCACGUGCGUGAACAGUGCAAACUUACAAGCCCACAAACAAACACUGAGCUGUUUGUUCGUUGAGAGUGUGCCUCUCAAACCGUCCUUUCACAUGCUUUUCCAAAAGCAGUGCAUUGGGGCUUUUAUAUUUAACUUGUCUUACAUACAAACGACUGUAAUAAACUUCCAUGUCUGCUAUGAAAAAAUUGUCUGCCGUUAUUCAUUCUGUUCAAUCUCUAAAUUUGGAUUGUGAUGGUUUACCUCUUUGGUCGGCUGCACUAUGCUUUGUGUCAAAUAUAAGUAUGAGAAGAAAAUCUUGCUCUUCAGACUGAAUCCAUUCAGUGUUUGUGUCCUUGAACUGUAAAUACUUCAUUGUACCUGAGAGGGAGUGAAUAUGGUCACUCCAGUGAACAGCAGGGGAGCAACAGAAGACAAAUGAAGGGGAAAGAACCUUCAUUUGCUCAUACAGGGCUGGGCCAUCUGACCCCGCUUUCAUCAAAGAUAAGAUUAUCUGAGUAAUUCAGCGAGCAGUCAAAGAGCACAAUAACACUAACUUCACCAUCUACAGGAGCCGGUCAAAGAGUUUGCAGCUGCCAGGCUUCAUGAGGAUGUCUAAUCCUUCACCACAGAAAAGCGCGUCACGUGUCUCUGUUGUGUACACAUCAACCAGGAAAAUAGAAGUGGAAGUGCAGGAGUUGUUUCAUUUGUUCACUCCUGUUGCUCUGUGGAGAAAUCAAAUCGGAGCAGCUCAUCUGGGAUCAUUGUUACAGCACUGGAUACAUCUGCUGUGCACACUGUCGAGAAUACAUGCAUGAGCUGAGCUGUUGUACUGUGACUACGUCUGUUCAGGUUAUCGUUCAUUAAAAUUUUUUGGGGAGCAGUACCACUGAUUAUAUAGCUAAAAUGCUUCCAAAAUAAAUGUAAUCAAACUUUAUUAAUUCUGGGUCACUGUAAUUAAAAUUUAUGCUUGAAAUUG